This is a messenger RNA of Oncorhynchus keta (chum salmon), 6120 nucleotides long. Its product is annotated as peroxisome proliferator-activated receptor alpha-like. Gene Ontology annotation, biological process: negative regulation of inflammatory response; hormone-mediated signaling pathway; regulation of lipid metabolic process. Lineage: Eukaryota; Metazoa; Chordata; Actinopteri; Salmoniformes; Salmonidae. Gene Ontology annotation, cellular component: nucleus. The transcript has 7 exons. The record is from RefSeq and is a predicted model, not a curated record. Bases 186 to 1616 code for a protein of 476 amino acids. Gene Ontology annotation, molecular function: RNA polymerase II cis-regulatory region sequence-specific DNA binding; zinc ion binding; nuclear receptor activity.
CGUGGGCUGUAUGUGGGCGAUUUUGACAGCAGCAGAGUUGUUUAGGAGACAAACAAGGACGUGUUGAAGGGGACAAUUCUUUCCCUCCUUGUUCCACUCGAACUCGCACUGACAGCUUCUCAACGCACGGAGGUUUCUGACGGGAUGUCGGUUUCCGAUCGGGCUGUCCAUUGUAAGUCUGAUGAAUGAUCCUCCCCCUAGUCCCGUCCUCCGUCAUGGAGAGCCACUGCCGGCCUCCGUCCCCCCUAGAGGAUUCGGUGCUGGGCAGCCCGCUGUGUGGGGACUUCAUCGGGGGCAUGGAGGAGCUGCAGGACAUCUCCCAAUCCAUCCACGGUGAUGCCCACAGCUCCUUUGACGUCCCUGAGUACCAGUCCCAGUCAAGUAACGGCUCUGGCUCUGAAGGAUCCACCAUUCUAGAUGCUCUGACCCCAGCCUCCAGCCCAUCGUCGGGAGUGUAUGGGGCGGUUGCAGGGCAGGAAGAGUUCUCCUCCACCUCGCUCAACCUGGAGUGUCGGGUGUGUGCCGACCGCGCCUCCGGAUACCACUAUGGAGUUCACGCCUGUGAGGGCUGCAAGGGUUUCUUUCGGCGGACUAUCCGCCUCAAGCUGGAAUAUGACAAGUGUGAACGCCGAUGUAAGAUCCUGAAGAAGAACCGGAACAAGUGCCAAUACUGCCGCUUCCAGAAGUGCCUGUCUGUGGGCAUGUCCCACAAUGCGAUCCGUUUUGGUCGGAUGCCCCAGUCAGAGAAGCUGAAGCUGAAGGCAGAGAUCCAGACGGGGGACAGGGAGGUGGAGGACCCCGAGCAAGCCGACCAGAAGACCCUGGCUAGGCACAUCUAUGAGGCCUACCUCAAAAACUUCAACAUGAACAAGGCCAAAGCCCGCACCAUCCUCACCGGAAAGACCAGCACUCCACCAUUUGUCAUCCACGACAUGGAUACCCUCCAGCUGGCAGAGCAGACCCUCGUUGCCAAGAUGGUGGGCACGGCUGGGGGCCAUCUGCUGGAGAAGGAGGCUGAGGUCCGCAUCUUCCACUGCUGCCAGUGCACCUCCGUGGAGACGGUCACAGAGCUGACUGAGUUCGCCAAGUCUGUCCCCGGCUUCUCCAGCCUGGACCUGAACGACCAGGUGACUCUGCUGAAGUAUGGAGUGUACGAGGCGCUGUUCGCCCUGCUGGCCUCAUGUAUGAACAAGGACGGCCUCCUGGUGGCCUACGGAUCGGGCUUCAUCACCAGGGAGUUUCUCAAGAGUCUGAGGAGGCCCUUCAGCGACAUGAUGGAACCCAAGUUCCAGUUCGCCAUGAAGUUCAACGGGCUGGAGCUGGAUGACAGUGACCUGGCCCUGUUUGUGGCCGCCAUCAUCUGCUGUGGAGACCGUCCCGGCCUGGUGAACGUUGGCCACAUUGAGCGCAUGCAGGAGAACAUUGUUCAGGUGCUGCGGCUCCACCUGCUGGCCAAUCACCCAGACGACACCUUCCUCUUCCCCAAGCUGCUGCAGAAACUGUCCGACCUCCGGCAGCUGGUCACCGAGCACGCUCAGUUGGUCCAGGAGAUCAAGAAAACAGAGGACAUGUCACUCCACCCCUUGCUGCAGGAGAUCUACAGAGACAUGUACUGAGACACUGAGCCCAGAAAGGAGGGUGGGGGCUGUGUCACACACCCACCUCACCCUCCAUCUUGGGGACAUGUACUGAGUCUAGAAAGGAGGUUGCCCUCCAUUUUGGGGACACAUGCGUGAACAGUCUCUCUGAAUAGUCCCACCAUGAAAGGAUUGAACCACUGGACCCCCAGAUGCAGGGUUGCUCGUCUUUCAGACAGGACCGGUCAGGACUAUAGGACUAUAUUCUGGGCACCUGUAGUGGGGUCCACUACCCCCACAGGGACCUAUAUGGCCAUAUUACCUGUGUGGAUGGGCAAUGUGAAGCUGAACUGAGUGUCCUGUUCCAACUAGAGUUAGUGUUAGUGUCCUAACUAGAGAACAUGUAUUGGGCUGGGUUUAGACACCUUUGUCCAAUGUCAGAAAUAAGUACACGGAUCAAAUAAUCAAUUGCUUGUUUAGAUAACAGUGGCUGUAUUUAGACAGGCAGCCCAAUUCUGAUAUUUCUUUCACUAAUUGGUCUUUUGACCAAUCAGAUCAGCUCUGAAAAAGGAUCUGAUAUGAAAAGAUCUGAUGUGACUGGUCAAAAGACCAAUUAGUGGGAAAAAGAUCAGAAUUGGGCUACCUGUCUAAAUGCAGCAUAUGAUUCAGUCAGACUAUAGCCACAAGAGUCCCUGCUAGAGGGCAUCCCUUUCCUAUACGGUACACACAUCUCUGACCUAAUCAGGCCCUUGAGUGAUGAACAGCAGGACGUAUCGACAGAAUCACCACUCCAGCAGUAUCUUUAUAACUAUGUCAUUUUGUAACGAACUUCAGAGUGAGUGAAAAGAAUGAUAAUGUUGAACACCUAUUUUGCAGUAAAGACACCCAAGCGACUUCAGUGCCGAAUACAGACUUCAGAUGUGAGCGACUGUGUCUCACUGUAAGGCAGCUUUUUAGCGAUUGGAUGCUCUCCCCCAGUGAGGUUAUGGGAUUGCAUGGUCAAUAAGGUCCUCAUGAGUGUCUGUCUCUGUCACUGCCGGUGUGUGUGUCUCUCCUAUAUUCAGUUUCCUAACACUGUACCAGGUUACUGUCGUACGGAUGUGCCUGCAGCGGCUCUAAAUACAACUCACAGUACAAGUAAAUGUAACAUAUUGCUUCAUUCAUUUGGGGAAACCUCUCCUGUGUGUUUCUAAGCUCUUGCUCCUGCUUAGGCUAUAACUUAUCAUGUCUAAGAAAUGUGGAUUCCUCUGGGGGGGAAAAAUGACUUUAGCUAUAAUUGUUAUUUAACAUUUGCAUAUUUGCUAAAUGUUAUCAUGAAUGAGGCUACAGAGUUUCAGAAAGUGCUCCCCAUAUAUCCCACUGAGUUUUUAGUCCUUUGCUCUUUUGGGCAAAGACCCACAGCCUCAGUUGGAGGGACACAUUAUUGGCUGCCGCAGGUCUCCGUUGUUCUCACGUCAGUUACUCAUCAGUCAUACUUCGACCGAGAAUUCACUAUGUGCUUUUUAGUGAUGGUUUUCACAUACCUUUCCCUUCAUCUCAUUUUUCUCUCCUAUCUAGACCAAACUCUAACAUGGAGGCUUUGGUGUGCAUUAUAUUCAUUUUAUAAAACCAUGGUGAAGCUCAAUGAUUUCAAAGAUUUUUCAUUUUCAAUACUUUCACAAACAAAAGUAAACAAACUACCAUGUCAAUAGUGUUCCCCCCACCGUUCAGAACAUGGCUCCAUCAGGACAUUUGUUUGUAAGUGGUUUGAUUUAAUUCAAAACAGACUGAUUUGGAAAUGACCAAUCAGAGAUGCACUGUGUAAAUGCACCCACAACGCAACACUAACUAUACCACUAACACGAGAUAUGAUAUGAGACUCUUUUAUAUACUGUAAUAUUUGGCACUCCAUCUUGUUUUGUAUACUGGAAUUAAAGGGCUAAUAUGACUUCAAACUAUAUUAAAACCUUAACAAAGGCAGAUUGAGAGCAGAUUUACAGCAUUUUAAGCCAUUAACUAGACAGCCUUCUCUCUCUCUCUCUCUCUCUCUCUCUCUCUCUCUCUCUCUCUCUCUCUCUCUCUCUCUCUCUCUCUCUCUCUCUCUCUCUCUCUCUCUCUCAUCUAGUAGAGAUGAAAUACUAAAGCUGCCUCAUCAAACCAGCCAUCAAUCCUUCCCAGAACUGUUGAGAAUGUUUCAAAGACAGAAUGAAAUGCUCUUUCCCGUGUGCAUGCUUUCCUGAUGGAAAGGAUAUACAGUACGUGCGUGUAUUUUCCGCGAGGGAAUGUUUUUUGUUCUUUGCUUACCGUAGCAAAUUGUCAUGAAUCCACAAAUGAAUGUUUUUUAUUGGUGUAAUGGACCUAGCUUCACUCUCUGCACCAUGUUCUAUUAAUGCUUUGUACAUAGAUUCAGUGAUUAUUUGAUCGCUUGCCCCAACUAUAACCAGAGGUAUGCAAGAUACAAACUAUUAUUGAGUAUGCUUUGUAUUCCUUUUUGUCUGGUAAAUACAUUUCAAUGUUUUAAAUGGUACAGAAAUGUAGGUAUGUUUUUGAUUAAGCGCUACCUAAUUUGACAAUGUUAUAAUUGAGUUGGAUCAUAUUUUUAUACUAAAGUAUAUAUAUAUAUAUGUAUAUCAGAAAUGGUUUCGUUGAAUAACUAGGCUGAAAAAUGCAAUGUGAAUAGAAUAGCUAAGUAUCUGGUGAUACAACCAUAGACGUGAUUCCCACUGGGGACAUUCCUUUGGUUAAUUCCCACACUAGAGAGAGAGAGAGAGAGAGAGAGAGAGAGAGAGGGAGAGUUAACAUUUUCUCUAUGUGCUGUGCUUUAGGUGUAGGGAUACUAAAAGCACUCAUAGCAAAUAUCAACACUUGAACGCAAAACCUUUCAUGGGUUAUUGACACUAUUUUCACUCAACAACAUGAUCUGGAUAUAUUAUUCGUCUUGAACAUGCAUAAGUAAAUCAUCAGCGUUAAGACUGGUAAUAAGCUAUCGUGGCACAGAUCCUACAUCAAUACUGCAGGUUUCCUUCUAUGCUAUGGUCUCAGGUGGAAGAUUAGGUAAUAAAGGGGAUGAUUAGGGCGUAAUUUCACUAUUCAGAACAUAAAUGCUCCAUAACUGCCUCAUUAUGUUCUUCAAGCCAAACGGUUUGUUGUUUUUGUGGCCCUACUAUAUCCCUUCUCUGUUCUGAUACAUGUACAGUAUAUAGAACAUUACACACUCAUAACUUGUCCACAAUGAACAGUGAUUUCAUCACAGCUAAAUGCAGUAAAGAUGCAGUAUAUUGUUUAUUAGAAACGGAGUGUUUCGAGCCCUGAAUGCUGAUUGGCUGAUAUUUCAGACCAUAUACCAUGGGUGUGAUGACAAAACAUGUAUUUUUCUGCCCUAAUUACAUUGGUAACCAGUUUAUAAUAGCAAUAAGGCACCUCUGGGGUUUGUGGUAUAUGGCCAAUAUACCACAGCUAAGGGCUGUAUCCAGGCACUCCGAGUUGCGCAUAAGAACAUCCCUUAGCCGUGGUAUAUUGGCCAUAUACCACACCCCCUCUGGCCUUAGUUAUUAAUUAAUUAUUGCUUAAUUAACAUGCUUCUGCUGUAUCAAGCGUUUUACUGGCUUCCCUCCUCACUCGCUGCUGUGUUCUAACUUACUUAAUUAUAAUCAUGCCAUAUGUUAGAUAACUGAAUUUCAAGCUGCCUGUAAUGGCAGUUCUACAAUAUCUAUUGCUCUGGAUUGUCAGACCUCUGCGAAAUGCAUCGCUGCUUUAAUCCACCAGAUUGUAGAAUCACAAGGUGAACAGAAUACAUGAGGGAGUAAACUCAACCCGUGCCUUAACCUAUCACAUACAACACUAGACACAAUGGAGUCAAGUAAAGCUGCACACAGUUCUGUACAGUUCUGUGUCCUCCUGCCAGAAGCUGCUGGUAUGGAUAUGAUACUACACAGUACAGAGAUACACAAAGAGAGCAAAUGGCGUCAUGACAUAAUUAGGGAAGGUUUCAAAUUUGUGAUAGGCAGACAGACCAUUGUUGAAUCUGUGGAACAUAACGACUGUUUGGAAUUACAUUCCUCCACAUUAGAGAGGUUGCUCUCUUGCAAUAGUGUAAAUACAAACACGAUUAUAUAAUGGUUCAAAGACUAGAGGAAAAACCCAGAGGAGAAGUUAUGUGAUUGGUAAAUUGAAGAUGUCUGCUACCCUUAAGGAUCUAUGGUGUUUUGUGUUGAAUUGACAAGGGACUUUUGACAAGUAUCAGGGUAAAUAUUGUGUCCCUUAGUUUAUACUAGCUCAGGACAUAGCGAGGUACUGUUCUUUUAUUUUUCAAGUGAGUUUAUAGUGCCCUGCCAUACAGCACACAUAUAAUAAUAAUAAUAAUAAUAAUAAUAAUAAUAAUAACAAAUACAGCUCUGCAGAGAUGAUGAGUGCAGAAGAUAUAGGAAAAGGUUUGUAUUUUUGUAGUAAAGAGUUGAUGCAGUGUUUUUAUGGCUAGUGUCAUGCAAAGAGACUGGAGACAGUCUUUGGAUGCUUUGUUUAUGUAUACUGUGGCUUGGUAACAAUAAAGUACAUUUUUGAUGAA